Messenger RNA from Schizosaccharomyces japonicus yFS275, 489 nucleotides. RefSeq lists its product as hypothetical. The record is from RefSeq and is a predicted model, not a curated record. The transcript has 3 exons. NCBI's taxonomy places the organism in Eukaryota, Fungi, Ascomycota, Schizosaccharomycetes, Schizosaccharomycetales, Schizosaccharomycetaceae. The coding region runs from base 1 to 489 and encodes 162 amino acids.
AUGAAUAUCACAGACGGCGAGCAAAACGUCCUUCAGGACUUUGUCAACAAGCUGCAAGCACAGCUGCAGGCUAGCACAGAGCACUACCAUUAUUUGAGAAAGCACGCAGACGCUCUCAAGAGUCGGCUAGACACUUAUACGCAACAUUGUUCAGAAAACGAAUUGACGCGUCUACAACGCGAGAACUCGACUUUAAAAGCAGAAAAUGACGAGCUCACCGAGACCGUCGUGACGCUAGAGCAAUUGCUGGAGUUAUACUCGAAAGGAAUGGACUGUAUAGUCCAACGAAUGCAAGGAUACAUUAAAGUAACAAACAAGCGUCUCCAUGACGCAGAAGUGAAGGCCGUUGAGGAUCACGAGAAAUUGGUCAAGAAGCGCGAACGUAUCUCCAUCGAACUGGAGAAGCGUGGAAGUUUGUUAAAGGUGGAAUCGCUGCUCCGUGAGCUGGAGAGUAAUUUGCAUGAUGUAAGCGUCCAGCAGAAGAUUUAG